Leptosia nina is the source of this 1392-nucleotide messenger RNA. The record is from the annotation of a GenBank genome assembly. Lineage: Eukaryota; Metazoa; Arthropoda; Insecta; Lepidoptera; Pieridae.
AUGGAUAAGACCAAGAAAAAGAACCAUGUAAAUGGAAAAUAUAAGAAAAGCCCAAAAUCAGAUAGUGACGAUGUUAUAACGACAUGUUGUCUUUGUAUAAAAACAAAGAAAAGUAAGAAGAAAAGCUUGAUCGCAGGGUGUAUCACAAAUCUUGGAAUUUUCAUAAUUCUUCUAAUAUAUACGUUGCUAGGAGCCUUCAUAUUCUUAGCCAUUGAAGGGGGCGCUGCGAAAAUACAUCAAAAAACAUUGGCAACAACUUCUUAUCAGGCCAGUGAAAACAAAAAACCCAUAGCAUUGUCUAAAGUAAAUAAUAGCAUCGCACAAGCUUCCGCUGAAUUGAGAUCGCAAACAGUUGAAAGUAUUUGGGAGAUAACAGUCUCCCUAAACAUUUUAUACAAAGAAAACUGGACCAGACUGGCAGCACAAGAAAUUGCGCGAUUCCAGGAUAAAUUAGUUGCUAGGGUUACCGCUGAUGUAACAGAACAGUACGGUGGUGCAAGAACCCUGGAAUCCGUACCAGCUUAUAUCAUAGAUGACUAUGAAUGGAAUUUUUCCAAAGCCUUUUUGUAUUCGUUGACGGUUCUUACAACUAUUGGGUAUGGUAGCGUUGCGCCGAAGACAGCUUUGGGAAAAAUCAUAACAAUCGUGUACGCAGUCAUUGGAAUACCAUUAACACUUUUAUAUUUGUCUGUAGUUGGAGCUCUGUUAUCUAGGCUAGCAAGGAGCAUAUUUAGCAGAGCAUUAUGCUGCUGUCUCUGUGUUAAGUGUGGAUACUGUUGUCUGGAUGAAAAUGUCAUUAUUACUAAAGAUCGAAAAGAAAAAGUGAGACGGCCUGAUGAUUUUAGAACUCAAACGCUGCACUUGCAAGAACCAUAUUAUGUUAGGUCACCAUCGGGCACAAUUAUAUCAGCGUCACAAGCAAAUAGCCUUAGUACUAAUUCGAUUAAGGACAAAAACGUGGGAUUAAAUUUUCUCAGGGACUGUGAUUCUAUGAGUUGCACGGACACAGAUUCGAAGGUUUCACUUCGUGGGUUUUCGAUUUUAGCCCCUAUUUCCUUAUGUCUUGCGGCUAUUUUCACGUAUAUUUCAUUUGGUGCUCUUAUAUUGUACCAGUUGGAAGGUUGGAGUCCAGUUGACGGUAUUUACUUUUGUUUUAUGAGCCUGAGUACUAUUGGUUUCGGUCAUCUGGCGCCAGGUGUCACUCAGAGGAACGGUGCAUCUUCUGGCACGGUCUGGUUCUGUUCUAUUUACAUUAUAACCGGUCUCGCUCUAACCGCCAUGUGUUUCAACAUACUGCAUGAUGAAAUCGUUCAUAGAUUAAGACACCAAGAAAAGUUUGUCCGAAGUGCAACCCAGAAAGUUCUGACCCCGGAGUUCUUGCAGCGUUCUUGA